This is a messenger RNA of Cotesia congregata, 729 nucleotides long. Lineage: Eukaryota; Metazoa; Arthropoda; Insecta; Hymenoptera; Braconidae. The record is from the annotation of a GenBank genome assembly.
AUGGUUUUUAUAAAUUUGACGUGGAAUGACCCUAAUAUUAAAGUAUUAAGUAGAAAACCAGUUGAAGCUUUAGUUUCAGAUAUGUUAAACCCUAGUAAAAUUGACAGUGCUUCAACCAGAUACGGUUUAAAAAUGGAAACUCAUGCCAAAGAUAAAUACCAAGAAUUGACAAAUUGUAUUGUUAAACGUGUUGGAGUGUUGGUCAGCAAAUUUCAGCCUUGGCUUUGUGCAAGCCUGGAUGGCGUUGUCACUGAUGAUGGCUCUAUUUCAAAAAUUGUAGAAUUCAAAUGUCCAAGUUCCUGCGAGAAGAAACCAAUAAUUAAUACCGUUGAUAACUCAAGUAAUAUUAAGUAUUUACAACUUAUUGAUAAUAAGUUACAACUGAAGAAGACUGAUCUUUAUUAUACACAAGUUCAAGUUCAAAUGUAUGUCAGUGGAAUGAGCGUUUGUGAUUUCUUUGUCUAUUCACCUGUUGAAGAUGGCAGUUUUUUGAUUGAAGUUCAUAGAGACGAAGAUUUUUUAAAAACUGUGAUUUUAAAAAGCGAACAAUUCUAUUUUCAACAUUAUUUACCUGCUUUAUACGCGACCUUAACUAUUGAAGAUAGUGAUAAAGAAAAUAAUUAUAACAAUUGUGAUAAUACUGAUAACUUAGAUAGUAAUGAGGAAAAUGAUAUUACAAUGGAGAAACUAAGCUGUACUGAAAGUGAUAUUGAGAAUAUUUUUAAAUAA